Messenger RNA from Striga hermonthica, 357 nucleotides. Lineage: Eukaryota; Viridiplantae; Streptophyta; Magnoliopsida; Lamiales; Orobanchaceae. The record is from the annotation of a GenBank genome assembly.
AUGAAAUCGGCUAAGCCGGUCAAUACACCGUUGGCCAAUCAUUUCAAGCUCAGCAAACAAAGUUGUCCUACGAAUCAAGAAGAGAAAGAAUCUAUGGCGGGUGUUCCAUACUCCUCAGCAGUCGGGAGUUUGAUGUAUGCCAUGGUCUGUACCAGACCAGAUAUCGCUCACGCGGUUGGAGUUGUUAGCAGGUAUCUUUCCAAUCCUGGAAAGGAUCAUUGGGAAGCUGUGAAGUGGAUCUUGAGUUACCUAAAAGGCAGUGCAAAUAAGUCCUUGAGCUUCGGUAAAGGAAACCCAGUUCUUGAAGGAGGAAAGCUUCAGCUUUGUGCCGAGUUGAUCGGCAUGGAAUGCAUGUGA